AAUUUCCCCUUUGAAAGAUCCACACACCAAAUCACAUGUUCGGCAUUUUACAGGAAGACUGCAGAGCCGCGUUUUCAGAGCUGAACUCUGCAUGCAGCAAACAAGAGCAGCGAAUUGAGUUCAGAUCUUUGGUUGAGGACAUUUCAAUGAUCCGUCUGAGGCAAAGUUUUUCACAGACAGUCACAGCACUGGAAGAAGAUGACGUGUUUUUUUGCCGCUCACUGCCCCAGACAGUGUCUUCCUCGGGCCAGGGCCGCUCUGAGUCCCCCGUCUACACCAACCUGCAGGAGCUGAAAAUCACCCAGUCCAAUCAACCACCUCUGCCCUCCAGUGCCCCCCUUCAUGUGGUGGGUGACUGGGAGACCCACAAGGAUCAGAGCGGGAGACUCUUCUACUACAACCACUCCACUCAAGAGAGGACCUGGAAGCCACCUCGGACUAGGGACCACAGCAUCAGACACUCCAAAGGAGACAGCCAAAGCACCGGAGACAGCUCCGAGACCACGCCCCUCUUGCUGUUGCCGUCUUUCCACCCGCUCCUCUCGCGCUCUCUUGGUCAUCUCCAGCCUCUGUCGUCGGAGGACACCUGCCUCAGUACCUACUCUAGCCAGUCUGACAGCCAGUAUGGCUCGCCACCGCGUGGUUGGUCAGAGGAGAUGGACGAAUAUGGCCACACGCUGUACGUCAGCGACUAUACUAACGAAAAGUGGUUAAAACACGUGGACGACCACGGCCGACCGUACUACUACAGCGCCGAUGGCUCCAAGUCAGAGUGGGAGCUUCCAAAGUACAACCACUCCACUCCUCAUCUGGCCGGAGACGCCCCAAAGAGUCGCAGUUUAGACCGGAAACAAGUGGAACCCAUCGUCCUGACCAAGUGGAGGCACAGCAGCAACCUGCAGGAGGCCAGUGAGAAGGAUGGCAACAAGCCCCCUUCUCCUGACUCUGACUCCUGCUCCUCGUCUCCAAAGCCCCCGGCCUCCCUGUCUGAAAAAUGUGGUGUUUUAAACGUGACAAAGAUCACAGAGAACGGCAAGAAAGUACGAAAAAACUGGACUGCUUCCUGGACCGUCCUUCAGGGAUUCACGUUACUGUUUGCCAAAGGUCAAGGAGGCGGGACCAGUUGGUUUGGAGGCGGUCAGUCCAAACCUGAGGUCACUGUGGAUCUGAGAGGCGGGUCCGUGGACUGGGCCUCCAAAGACAAGUCCAGUAAGAAGCACGUUUUAGAGUUGAAGACUCGUCAGGGCACCGAGCUGUUGAUUCAGUCAGACAACGACGGCGCCGUCUCCGAGUGGUACCGAGCGCUGCAGGACGCCAUCAGCACACACGCCUGGGAGUCUGAUGAGGCCAUUGAAGAGGACCUGCCCGAGUCACCUGGUCCAGAGAAACAGGACAAGGACAAAGAACACAGAGACUCCAAGAAGAGCAGAGCCAUGAAGCAGUCGGCCAGCAUGGACAGCUCCGACACCAAGAAGACCAGACACAAGCUGAAGAAGUUUCUGACCCGCCGUCCCACCCUGCAGGCCGUCAGAGACAAAGGCUACAUCAAAGAUCAGGUGUUCGGCUGCAGCCUUUCCGAUUUGUGUCACAGAGAGAACGCCUCAGUGCCGAGUUUUGUCAAGAUGUGCAUCGACCACGUGGAGAACAACGGUCUGUUUGUGGACGGGCUCUACAGAGUUAGCGGGAACUUGGCUGUCAUCCAGAAACUACGAUUCGCCGUCAAUCACGAUGAGAAGGUGAACUUGGCAGAUGGAAAAUGGGAGGACAUCCACGUGACCACCGGCGCCCUAAAGAUGUACUUUAGAGAACUGCCGGAGCCGCUCUUCACAUACGCUCUCUUCCACGACUUUGUCAGCGCCAUCAAGAUUCCAGACUUCAGGCAGCGAGUUCAGGCCGUUAAAGAUCUGGUGAGGCAGCUGCCCAAACCCAACCACGACACCAUGCAGGCGCUCUUCAAACACCUCAACAAGGUGAUUGGCUACGGUGAGGAAAACCGUAUGACCACCCAGAGCGUAGCUAUCGUCUUCGGCCCCACACUGCUGCGGCCUGAGAAGGAGACCUGGAACAUCGCAGUCCACAUGGUCUACCAGAACCAGAUAGUUGAGCUCAUCCUGCUGGAGUACGAGAACAUUUUCGGCAGGUAGACUGAAACACCAGAGGGUUAGCAGCAUCUGUUUUUUUCUUUUGAAUUUUCCAACACAGAGCUCUUCCUGAACAUGUGUGUCUCCGUCUGAGACAACAUGUCUCUUUCUCAGACUGAUCUCAGGUCACUGGCUUCACAGAGCUUCUGACCUCUGGACCGAAAGCUUCAUGAACCAAGAGACAGAUGCAGCUUAUGACCGAAAAGUUCAGCCUCUUUGCACUUUUCAGUACUUUUGUCUCGUUUUCUGUGCAGCUGCGUUUGUGCCACUUAAACUGCAGAGCCGACGUCCUGACACUGGAUUUGUUUGGUUGAUUUGACACUGGAUUCAUUUGGUUCAUUUGACACUGGAUUUGUUUGGUUCAGUUGGAGCGUGAACGAUGCACUCGGACUGGGACCAAAGCAGGACACUGACGAUGGCGGCAGAGAGCUUUUUAUUGGAGCUUCACACAGAUGUGUUGGGUCAAGACUUGUGACUCCUCUACCAACGGCAGCAUGAACUCCUGCAUGUCCACGUGGAUCGACCUCAAGGGUUUAGUCGCUGAGAAAAGAAAUGAGUUUGAAUUGAGUUGAUGAUGUGUUUUAUUUCUGCGCUAUGACUUUUUCAACUCUUUUUCUGGCUCUUAAUGUUUUGAUUUUAUAUGUUUUGUUCUUCCUCUUUCUGUUAAUAAGAUAUGAAAACUUCAAAAGUUUGACACAUUUUUUGCGCCUCCUGCUGGUGAAAGGUGUUACUGCAGCUGUUAGUGAUCAAAGUUUUUGACUGACCGAUCUGAAAUGCGGUUGUCGAGCUUUGUGUCGAGCUGAAACCUGUCCAGUGUGUAAAGAAUGGAUCCAUUUUUAGUGUUAAGAUGUUCGGUCCUGGAUCCAGACUGAGGUCCUCUGAACACAUACGUGGUUUUCACACCACUCAACUUAUCUGCACGCCAACUUCUCCCUGCAGAUUUCAGAACAAUUCUUACUUUGUUCGGAACAUUAACUUGAUAUAUAUAUAUAUAUAUAAACAACCCUCACACCUGGUCAGAUUUGGUGGCCAAUUUUUCCAAGCAGGGCCUCCGAACCUGCAGGAAGGUCGGCAAGCUGCUCAGCACGGAACGUCCGAGAGGCGCUCAGGAAGGGUCAGUUAAGCUUAUGCUUAUCUUAAGCAUGUUAAAAAUUUCCAGGAACUCUGCUGACAUCCUGGUCACAUUAGACACCUCACAGUGCAACAGCCGCCUGGAGCAGGCGUGGCACAACUUGACGUCCAGUUUUCACACUGAGCACAGUGAGGUAGGACUUAGUGUGCGCCACCUUUGUCCAGAAUGGUGCCAUCCUGAGCAGCGUGCCUUAGGAAUGGAGAGUUCACCGAGCUGUGCCUGGCUGGGAGGACUCUGCUUGGGGAAACCAGCCGAGGGGCGCCCAGUUGACUCGGCCCGUUAUGCCGCCAAACCCGCCCAGAUAUGAGAGCUGCUCUACUGAUGUUAUUCCAUAAUGUGUCUGUUCCUGCUGAUGUGUUGGUGUGUGCAUGUUGAUGGGAGCUGGAAGGAUGAAUGAUUUAAAUACAAUUUAAUGUAUAAAUGGUAAAUAUAAGUGUUAAUAAUUUGAGGGAUCAAUCACUAUUCUCCAUUCUGUUCUGGUAAAUGGAAAAUUGUAGUGUAAGUUUCCAGAGUAUGAGCUGGUGGCUUUUGUCAAACUGGAAUAAAGACAUCUAGUAAGAG
Messenger RNA from Thalassophryne amazonica, 3834 nucleotides. RefSeq names its product rho GTPase-activating protein 12-like. The record is from RefSeq and is a predicted model, not a curated record. The coding region runs from base 36 to 2144 and encodes 702 amino acids. NCBI's taxonomy places the organism in Eukaryota, Metazoa, Chordata, Actinopteri, Batrachoidiformes, Batrachoididae. Gene Ontology annotation, cellular component: cytoplasm. Gene Ontology annotation, biological process: signal transduction; regulation of GTPase activity. The transcript has 17 exons. Gene Ontology annotation, molecular function: protein binding.